Molecule: messenger RNA, 1453 nt
Organism: Anoplophora glabripennis (Asian longhorned beetle)
Lineage: Eukaryota; Metazoa; Arthropoda; Insecta; Coleoptera; Cerambycidae
Product: apyrase
Exons: 5
Coding region: 178-1359 (393 amino acids)
Biological process (GO): proteoglycan biosynthetic process
Molecular function (GO): calcium ion binding; UDP phosphatase activity; GDP phosphatase activity
Source: RefSeq, a predicted model, not a curated record
UUAAAAGAGAGGUUAUGUUAUUUACAUCUUAUUUAAAUAAUUGAUAAGAUAUGUCUUGGCCACGAAUCUAAAUUUUAUAUGAAAAUGCCAUCGCAAAAACGAUUUUUAAAUUUAUUCUAUAAUUUAUAACUAACUGUGAUAUGGUAUUUGAAGGUGAAAAAUAAAAAAAAAUAGUUAAUGGAAUCAACUUCUGUACAUAUGAACUUACUCGAUGAAGAAGAAAUGGUAGCUACAAGAGAUUGGAGAAAAGCAUUAAGGGCUCAGCCAGCCUACAGAAUUGUAAAUAGAACUAUACGAGGUCAGACACAAUUUAUUUGUGUAGUUGGUUUUACAGGAUUUUUAUUAUUAGUUAUUUUAUAUUUAUUUCCUACAAGAAAUUCAGGCAAUGUUAUGCGUAGUAGUAACUACAAUUAUACAUAUCCAUUAACUAGGCCUAUUAAAACAAAUACUAUGCAUACAUUUCGGAUAGGUAUUAUUGCUGAUUUAGAUACGAAUUCAAAAAGUGAAGCUGAGAAAAAUACUUACUAUUCCUACUUUAAACAGGGUUAUCUCAGUUAUAAUCCUAAGAAACUUAAAGUUAUCAUAUCAUGGGAUGCAAAAGAACCUAUACAACUAAAAAAUAAUUUUGCCCUAAAAGGACGAGGCAUGGAACUGUCGGAAUUGGUUACAUUUGAUGGACGAUUACUGACAUUUGAAGACAGGACUGGUCUUGUCUAUGAAAUUAUCAAUAACCAAGUCGUUCCAUGGGUAUUGUUAAUCGAUGGAGAUGGAAAGAAAGCGAAAGGUUUUAAAUCGGAAUGGGCAACAGUAAAAAAUGAAGUGCUCUAUGUUGGUUCGAUGGGUAAGGAAUGGACGACAGCAUCUGGAGAAUUUCAGAGUAAUGACCCGCAAUAUAUUAAAGCUGUCACUCCAAAAGGUGAGAUUUCUCACAUUAACUGGGUAAAUGAGUACAAAAGAAUUAGAGAAAUUUUGGGAAUCUACUGGCCCGGUUACAUGAUUCAUGAAAGUGGCGUUUGGUCAGAUAAACAUCAAAGAUGGUUCUUUUUGCCGCGACGGUGUAGUAAGGAACCAUACAAUGAAUCGUUAGAUGAGCACAGAGGUUGUUCUGUGUUGAUUUCGGCCAAUGCAGAUAUGUACGAUGUUCAAGUUGUACAGAUUAGAAAUUCUAGUCCAACGAAAGGUUUUUCAAGUUUUAAAUUUAUCCCUACAUCAGAUGACUUUGUAAUAGUAGCAUUGAGAACGGAAGAAUUAGACGGAAAUACGUCCUCUUACAUAACAGCUUUCACCAUUCACGGAGAUAUUUUACUAGAAGACACGUAUGUCGCAAAUGUAAAGUAUGAAGGAUUUGAAUUUAUAUAGCAUUCCGAAUUUAUAGUUCAAUUAAAUGUUGUAAAGUAAAAAUUGUACAUAUAUUUGUAAAUUGUUUUGUAAUUAAAGCAAUAGUUAAUAAGGA